GGGGAAGGGAACAUUUCAACAUAAAACAGGAAACAGAAACCCGACCAUAACAACAGGUUUCCACAUUUAAGUUUCGUUUUACUUAACUCUCUGUUGUUAGAGUAUAAAUCUGUCAGCGUAGGCAUGCCACCUGCUCCAUCGGCAUUGAAAGGAUGGAAGAACCGCAGUGGUCACAUAUGUUCCAGAUUACAACAAGGAAUCUUAAACAAGGAGACUCCUGGUCUCUGGAGUUUGAUGAAAGUCUUGGGGAAGGCUACCAAAAACCGGGCUGGAAGAAGUGUAUCGUGCACACAGGUGGAAGGUUCAAUUGCACCAAGUGUGGAAGAGGCUGGUCUUCUAACAAAGUGAUGGUGGUCUGCCACAUGCGCCUGUCAAACAAGGAGGGCGUUGUCAAGGUGAGGCCCUCCCGUCAGAAGUGCAAGGAGUGCAGCGAAGCUCCAAUGGAGAAGCCCAGCAUCCGAUCCGACAACAUCGACACCUUCAUGAAGAAUCUGGUGGAGAAGAUGAGAGUAAAAUGCUACAAUGAACAGCUGGACAGAAAGAAGAAGCCUUUCAGACGCUAUGGUGGCAACAAUCCCCAUGAGCCUGCUCAUUGUGAAGCCUGUAUGCAAGGCAUCUGUCCAAGGAAUAACUUUUAAGUCAGCCUUUUUGUUAUAAAAAAAGAAAAGAGCGAUGGUUUUAUGCCUAAACUUAUAUUAGCAAAGCAUCAGUUGUAUUAGACCUUCGCUCCUGUCAUUCUGUUACAUUGUAUUGCUUCCAUCAUUUUAAUAUGAUAACCAAAUGCAUUUAAGCUUUCAUAUUUAUUCUUGUUGGUUUCUUCUUGUUGUCAUUUUCUUUAAAAUAUGUAUUUGCCUGCUUAAAAGCAUUAAACCAGCCUUCUUACAAACAGAAAUGUAAUAGAUAAUGAAAUCUUAUACAAGCAAUAAACUACAUGUAUUUGUGA
Messenger RNA from Cottoperca gobio, 943 nucleotides. RefSeq names its product receptor-transporting protein 3-like. NCBI's taxonomy places the organism in Eukaryota, Metazoa, Chordata, Actinopteri, Perciformes, Bovichtidae. The coding region runs from base 153 to 638 and encodes 161 amino acids. The record is from RefSeq and is a predicted model, not a curated record. Gene Ontology annotation, molecular function: olfactory receptor binding. Gene Ontology annotation, biological process: protein targeting to membrane; protein insertion into membrane. The transcript is spliced from 3 exons.